Messenger RNA from Trichoderma harzianum CBS 226.95, 3132 nucleotides. RefSeq lists its product as hypothetical. Lineage: Eukaryota; Fungi; Ascomycota; Sordariomycetes; Hypocreales; Hypocreaceae. Gene Ontology annotation, molecular function: protein binding; catalytic activity. The coding region runs from base 1 to 3132 and encodes 1043 amino acids. Gene Ontology annotation, biological process: nucleoside metabolic process. The record is from RefSeq and is a predicted model, not a curated record. The transcript has 5 exons.
AUGAAGCGAGUUCUAAGCAUUAACCACCACCAAGACCCCGCAAUCGGCAGGGAAAAGAGACUGAAGACGCCUAUCAGCGACCAGAAUUUGCGAGGAAACUAUCUUCAGCAGAAACCGAACGCCGAAUACACAGUUGGAUGGAUCUGCGCUGCGACCACAGACGAUUUCACGCUUGGUCGCAUCGGAAAGCACAACGUUGUUAUUGCUAUCUUACCCACCGGAGAAUAUGGAACAGCAUCGGCAGCGACUGUUGCAGCAGACAUGUCGCAUAAUUUUCCCAACAUCAGGAUCCGUCUGAUGGUUGGCAUCGGAGGCGGGGCACCUAGCGAAAGAAAUGACAUCCGCUUAGGCGACAUUGUGGUCAGCGCUCCUAGUAAUGGCAAGAGUGGUGUUUUUCAGUAUGAUUAUGGAAGAACAAUUCAAGGUCAACCUUUUCAGCAAACGCGAUUCCUCGACCAGUCGCCCAUGAUCCUCAGAACUGCCAUGACUGGUUUGAUGGCACAAUACGAAUGCGAAGGCCAUCAACUUGAAGAGACUAUCAAAAUCGCCCUUGAAAGAAGUCCAAAGUUAUUAGGGAAAUACAGCCGGCCGCAUGAAAGCAGUGACAGGCUCUAUUGUAACACAUUUGUUCAUCCCUCAAACGACGGUUCUGAUUGUGCCAAAUCUUGUGGCGAUGACUCAUUAAUUAUGCGACCGAGAAGAACUCAAGAGAAUAGCAGCUUGGUUAUUCACUACGGAAUGAUUGCUUCUGCGAAUCAGUUAAUGAAGAACGCCAUAUUUCGAGAUAAGAUGUCCUCGGAAUAUCAUGUGCUUUGCUUUGAGAUGGAAGCGGGCGGUCUUAUGAACACCUUUCCAUGCUUGGUCAUUCGAGGUAUAUGUGACUAUUCAGACUCACAUACGAAUAAGAUUUGGGAGGGUUAUGCCGCAAUGGCAGCCGCGGCAUAUGCAAAAGACCUUAUCAACCGACUCCCUCCAUUAGAAUCUGCCGUUCCACAAAACACGAACAACUCGUCCUCAAAUCAACUUCACCCACAAGGGGAAAUGCCAUAUACAAUCACUGUCGAGCAGAUAAAUGCAUUGCUAAAUUCCUUACGGUUUGAUCAAAUUGGGGCCCGUCAAAUGACUAUCAAGAAUGCCCAUGCCAAGACAUGUGAAUGGCUUUUGCAAAAGCCUGAAUAUAUUGAUUGGUUAGACCCGGCCAAGAUUGAAGACCAUCAUGGAUUUUUAUGGAUCAGAGGCAAACCUGGAGCUGGAAAAUCGACACUAAUGAAGUUUGCUCUCAAUAGCGCUAAAAGGUCAAUGAGAGACAAAACCGUCAUUUACUUUUUCUUUAAUGCGCGAGGGGAAGACUUAGAGAUAUCUACUAUUGGAAUGUAUCGAUCAAUUUUAUUACAGCUCCUCGAAAAGAUACCAGCACUUCAACACAAACUGGAAGUACCUAGAAUGGCAGUACGACCUGGAGAGGAAUACAUCUGGACCCCAGAAAUUUUGACGAAUAUGCUGGAUCAAGCUGUCCAGAACCUUGAAAGAUGGCGUGUGGUGUGUUUCAUCGACGCCUUGGACGAAUGCGAUGAAGACCAGAUUCGGGAUAUGGUGGCAUUCUUUCAACGCAUAGGUGAAUCCGCUACAGCAGGAAAUUUUCGCGUUUGCUUUUCAAGCCGCCAUUACCCUCAUAUCUCGAUUGCAAAGGGAUUGCAUCUGACCCUUGAAGGCCAAGAAGGGCAUGGCCAGGAUAUUAUUAGCUACAUCAAUAGCGAACUGAAGAUCGGGAACAGUGAUCUUGCAGAUCAAAUUCGUGCGGAACUUCGAGAAAAAGCCUCAGGAGUCUUUAUGUGGGUUGUUUUGGUUGUUAGGAUCUUAAACAAGGCAAGCGAUAAAGGCCACAUGCAUGAUUUACGGAAAAGAUUACAGGAGAUCCCAGGAGAUCUUCAUGAACUAUUCCGCGACAUGUUAACACGCGAUCACGAAGGCGUCGAUGAAUUGGUCUUAUGUAUUCAGUGGAUACUUUUCGCGAGACACCCUUUGCAGCCAGAAGAACUGUACUUUGCCAUUCUAUCCAACAUUCAAUACGAAUGGAAACCCGAAAUUACCAUCUCCGGCAUUGAAAGAUUCAUAUUGAACUCAUCUAAAGGGCUCGCUGAAGUUACUAAAUCCGACAAGCGAACUGUUCAGUUUAUUCACGAGUCCGUUAAAGACUAUCUCCUGAAAGAAAAUGGAUUAAGAGAUAUUUGGCCUGAAUUCGACACCAAUAUUUGUGGAGAGAGUCACGAACGACUAAAACAAUGUUGUCAGGAAUACAUGGACAACAGGAAGCAUGUGUUCUUCAAAAAAAUAGAUUCUUUUAAGAGGGUGAAUUUUACAAAGGCAAAACAGCAUCGCGAAUUUGUGAACUCAUCAUAUCCAUUCUUAGAAUACGCCAUGAAAGGUGUUCUAUACCAUGCGAACGAGGCGGAGGCAAGUGGUAUUAACCAAGCUGAUUUCCUUCAGGCCAUUGCAUAUAUUCUGGCCGAAAACAAUAUGUCUCAUUUAAUACGGCGCUAUCCAAACAUAAGAUCUUUUCUCAGAGUGGAAAACGAACGCUACGGUGUUCCAAUAUUUGCAGCGCUGGCUGCUAAUAGUAAGGAAUCUGUUAAAGUGUUCCUAAAUGCCUACGUGGAGAUUGAUCCUGAACUUCGGGAUAUCAUCGACGACUAUUACCGCAAUGGAAUUAAGCGGAAUAGCUUUGGCCGCAACUUCAACUUCUUCUCAAAAUCCAAAAUCAAUACAAAAGACAACAACGGAAUGACACCAUUGUCAUAUGCAACUAAGCAUUGUGUUAAAUCAUUAGCACACCUGUUGAUUUGUCAAGGUGCAGAAAUCAACAUAAAAGACAGCAAUGGAAAGACGCCAUUGUCAUAUGCAGCUGAGCAUUGUGAUGAAUCAUUAACAAGCCUGUUGAUUUCUCAAGGUGCAGAAAUUGACGCAAAAGACAACAAUGGAAGGACACCAUUGUCACAUGCGGCUGAGCAUUGUGCUCUAAGUUUAGCCAAGCUAUUAAUCGCUGAAGGUGCGGAAAUUGACGCAAAAGAUAACAACGGAAGGACGCCAUUAUCAUAUGAAACCAUUAUCAUACACACCAUCUUUUCAAGUUAA